AUGUCUACCGUCGUUCAACAACCGAGCCGCCAGCAGAACUCAUCUCGCGGUGGUCGCAAGAAUCGUCGAGGGGGAAAUCGCUCGCAGACAACGCCUAUCGCGAAAGCUAACGAUGCUGCGCCUGCGACCGAUCACCAAAAUGCCGUGGAGACAACGACUGCCGUAAACACCACCACGGACGGUGCUCAGGCCGCUUCUGAGGCUGAUGAGGCCGCCGUGUGCUGGAUCUGUGCCGAGCCGGUCAAAUAUUACUCGGUGUCCGAAUGUAACCAUCGUACCUGCCAUGUAUGCGCUCUUCGGCUGCGCGCUCUCUACAAAAAGAUGGAAUGCACGUUUUGCAAGGAACCUCAGCCAACGGUUAUCUUUACCACCUCUCCCGAUGCCGCUUUCUCUAGCUAUACCCCAGACUCGAUUCCGUUCAAAGACUCGAAGUUAUCCAUCUUCUUUGAGACUCAAGAUAUGAUGGAGGACACCCUGAUCCUCUUGCGGUUCAAUUGUCCUGAUCAGAGUUGCGAUUAUAUUGCCUCUGGAUGGGGCGAUCUCAAGCUCCACGUACGGGCGGUUCAUGGCAAGCUCAUGUGCGAUCUUUGCAUCCGGUCUAAGAAGGUCUUCUCCCAUGAGCAUGCUCUGUAUCCCCCAAAUCAGCUGUCGCUACACCUGCCGUCCAUCCCGCACCGUAAUCAGAAGCCCGUACCUCAGGACAAGAUAGAGGGUGGCGUUCAUCCACUCUGCGAAUUCUGCCGGGAAUGUUUCUUCAGCGAUGACGAGCUGUACGCGCACAUGAGAGAACGUCACGAGGAGUGCUUUGUGUGUAAACGACAGGAGAUCAGGGACCAAUACUUCAGAGAUUAUCAAGCACUGGAACAUCAUUUUACCAAUGCUCAUUUCCCAUGCCGCCAAGCGGAAUGCCUCGCGCAAAAAUUCGUAGUAUUCGGCUCUGCGUUAGACCUACAGGCGCAUAUGGUGGAAAAUCACGGCGCCGUCAUGUCUGCUCGUGAUAGGAAGGCUGCUAUGCAUCUAGAGACUGACUUUCAGUUCGAGGACAACGCCGGAGGUCGAGACAGGGGCCGCGGAAGGAGAGGCGAACGAGAGCCUCCCCCGCAGCCUGCUGCACGACCUCCAGCUGCGGGAGGUGGUGGGAGGCGACGAGAAGGUUUCGGAGCCCAUCUCACAGGAAGCGGGGAAAGCAGCGCUGUGGCCACCCCGAGUCACAGGCGAUCACCUUCUCCGGCUCGUCAGCGAACGCCAUCGCCCCCACGCGAUGUUGAUCCCGUUGUUGCAGAGAGGCACGCAACGUUCUUGUCCCGUUUAAGAACUUUGGCUCCCAAUCCUACGAACGCUGAAAUAGCCGUGAAAGCCGCGGUUCGAUCCUUCCGGGCCUCUGAAUCUACCUCUCGAGACCUCAUUUCGACCGUGUGGAGCGUUCUCGAUCGUAAUCUGGAUAACACCGCGACCAUCAUCAAUCUCCUCGUCGACAUGUUCGAUGACGAGGAGAAGAAAUCCGAUCUCCUCGGUGCUUGGAACGGCUUCAAGAUAGAACAACGGCGCCAGUUCCCUGAGCUUGUGCCUACAGGAACGGGUAGCGACUUCGCCGGCAUUACCAGCGGCCGUGUUCUCAAUGCAAAGCACUCCACUGCUAACCGCCUCGGGGCGCAACCUUCCCGCGUGUGGGACCGCGUCGCGCAGGCGGCCAGCUCGUCGCGUACCGCAUCAUCGCCACUUCCCUCUGCACCCAGACCAGCGCGCCUUCCCGAGCAUUUUCCGUCGCUGCAGCCCGCUGGGCCGUCGACAGCGGUACCUCGCAGCAAUGCGCAGCAGCGUACGCCAUGGACGGGCAACACCCCCGCUGCGUCCACGGCGAACGUACCCCGACCUUAUUCUGUUCCAGGGCCCGCUAUCACCUCUGCUUCCAAAGCAUCAGCGGGACGUGCGAAGGGUCUUGAUCUAUCCAACAAAGCGUUUCCAGGACUUCCCACCUCGACCACUACCAGGCAGAAACCUCCGGUUAGCGGGAACAUCUCGCUGAAGAACAUAGUUGGCAACACAACCCCGGCCGCCCCGGCAUGGGGCGCUAAUGGUGCAUCCAACAACCCGAACUCGACGCAGGAUGCAGGGGCCGGCGGUGCGGAUGUCAACGAUACACCCAAUGAGGUGCCUUCACAGAGCAAGAAAGGCAAAGGGAAGCAGAAACAGAAGCAAACACUGUUCACAUUGGGGUCAUUCCCGACUUGAUGAUCUCUGCGGCGGAUAUCCGAUCUCAUCUUGUCGGAUGUAAGUCUUCGGUGGCGGGAUGCAUGCCUACACGAUGCGCGGUGGGACCAGGCGCAAAUU
Molecule: messenger RNA, 2331 nt
Organism: Punctularia strigosozonata HHB-11173 SS5
Lineage: Eukaryota; Fungi; Basidiomycota; Agaricomycetes; Corticiales; Punctulariaceae
Exons: 7
Coding region: 1-2232 (743 amino acids)
Biological process (GO): rescue of stalled cytosolic ribosome; protein ubiquitination
Molecular function (GO): ribosome binding; ubiquitin protein ligase activity
Source: RefSeq, a predicted model, not a curated record